AUGGCACCCCCUUGCCCCUGUGUGCCCCAAACAAGAAAUUUGGCAAGUUCCUGCAAGAAUGGAAUUAACAUCAUUUCUAAAACUAUCUCAGAAUGUCUCAAUGCUUCUACCAACUUGGUCUACAUCUACAUGACACUGACAUCAUCCACCUACCGCCCCGCCCUCCUCGCCCCGCCGCCUGCGUGCGGGAACCGCUGGGGUGAAGGGGUCGCGUCUCCGGCCUGCUGCAUUGCUGCUGGUGCUGCUGAAUUUCGGCCGCGGCCCCUUCCCACCCGCUCAGCCCCUCUCCCAGGCGUCCUUCCCGCGAAGCUGGCCACGAUGCCGCCUAAGCGGCUGAUCAAGGCCCACUCCGGGAACCGACCUCGCCUCGCGCCCGCCGCGGAGCCGGCCGGGGAGGCCUGGAGCCAUAGCCGGGCCGCGCUGGAGCGGCUGGAGCAGCUGCUGCGUUGCUCGCGUUGCUCUCAUAUUCUCAAGGAGCCAGUGUGUUUAGGAGGAUGUGAGCACAUCUUCUGUAGUAAUUGUGUGAGUGACUACAUUGGAAGCGAAUGUCCAGUGUGUUAUACUCCAGCCUGGAUACAAGAUAUCAAGAUAAAUAGACAACUGGACAACAUGAUCCAACUUUGUAGUAAACUUCGAAAUCUAAUAUAUGGCAAUAAGUUUUCAGAUUUGAAAGAAGAUACAGCUAGGAAAAGCUUACUUACUAAUUCAGAGAAUAAGAAGAAUUCAAUAAAAAUGUGGUUUAGUCCCCGAAGUAAGAAGGUCAGAUAUGUAAUGAAUACAAUUUCAGUGGAAACCAGACCUAAACUAGUAAAUGAUGAAAACAAUCAUCAGGCUUCAUUGUAUGACUUUGUUUCUGCAACUCCUCCAACAGUUCCUGAGAAGCCUAAAAAGACUUGUAAACGAUCUGGAAAAAGGAAAAAGAAGAAAACGCUAACUGAAAUCAACCAGCAAUGGAAUUUAGUGGCAGAGAGGGAAAAUGGUGAACUUGCCUCAGAAGAAGUAGUUAAGGACAGACAGGUGUCCUUUUGUGACCAACCAUCUAUUAUUGCAAGUCCACAGAAAAACGGUGGAAUAGAUGUUACUGUGAAUGGUUCUGAAUCAGCAUCGCAGUUUUGUGUAAGCCUCACUGCAGUCUCUUUACCCGUGAUUGAUCUUACAGAGUCUCCAAAAACCGAGGAUAGGAAUGAAGUGGUGACCCCGAAGGAAAAUCUCUGUGCACGUGAUCCGACAUCGAAGAAAUCCUUCACUGCAGCUCUUAAUGGAAAACGAGAGCCUCACAACAGACUUUCCAUGCCCAUUUCUAAGCGAUGCAGACGCACAGAUCCAGGUCCUGCUGGGGAGCCUACCGUGCCAACAGCGCUCUCAGAAGACAUGCCCUCACUGGACAGUCCUUUGCCACCUUCAAGCAAGCCUCAAGUUGGUGCAUUGCGGAGAAAAAGUAAUGAUGUAUUAGAUGAACCCUCGAGGUUUUCACCAAGCACGCCACCCUCUACACUGAACAGUUCACAUUACAGGCGUAUGAUGUUGAGCCCUUCAGCAAAGAAGCUGACAUCCAGUACUGGCAGCCUUGUGGCUCUGAAGAGAAAUCAUAGAGGAGAGACUCCGCUCCAUAUCGCUUCAAUUAAGGGUGAUGUACCUUCUGUUGAAUACCUUUUACAAAAUGGAAGUGAUCCAAAUGUUAAAGACCAUGCUGGAUGGACACCAUUGCAUGAAGCCUGCAACCAUGGGCACUUGAAGGUAGUUGAAUUGCUGCUCCAGCACAAGGCAUUAGUGAACACUACUGGAUAUCAGAACGACUCACCUCUUCAUGAUGCUGUCAAGAACAGGCAUAUAGACAUAGUCAAAUUGUUACUUUCCUAUGGCGCCUCUACGAAUGCUGUUAACAUAUUUGGUCUGCGGCCUGUGGAUUAUGCAGACAGUGAAAAUAUGAAAUCACUAUUGCAGCUCCGAGAGAAGAGUGAAUCAUCAUUAACUAGCCAUAGCACAGUGGUGAACACCAGUCAGCGCAGGAAUCACCCUUUGAUACUUAUAGGCAGUGGACUGUCUUCAGAACAACAGAAUAUGCUGAGUGAACUUGCAGUAAUUCUUAAAGCUAAAAAAUGUGCAGAGUUUGAUAAUACAGUAACUCAUGUCAUUGUUCCUGGUAUGACAGUUCAAAGUACUCUGAAAUGUAUGCUUGGGAUUCUCAAUGGAUGCUGGAUUCUAAACUUUGAGUGGGUAAAAGCAUGUCUACAAAGUAAAGAAUGGGAACAGGAGGAAAAGUAUGAAAUUCCUGAAGGACCUCAGAGAAGCAGACUCAACAGAGAACAGCUGUUGCCAAAGUUGUUUGAUGGAUGCUACUUCUAUCUGGGGGGAGUCUACAAACACCACCCAAAGGACCAUCUUAUUAAGCUCAUCAAUGCAGGAGGGGGCCAGAUUCUCAGUAGAAAGCCCAAGCCUGACAGUGAUGUGACGCAGACCAUCAAUACCGUCGCUUACCACGCCAAAUCUGAUUCUGAUCAGCACUUCUGUACCCAGUAUAUCAUCCAUGAGGAUUUGACCAUUUGUCGCCCAGAGAAGGUUCGACAGGGCAAAGUCUGGAUGGCUUCUUCUAGCUGGCUUAUAGACUGUGUGAUGUCCUUCAAAUUGCUUCCUCUCGACAAUUAAACACUUUACCCAAAUGAGCAGUUCAGGCAGACUUAGCUAAUGUAAGAAUCCAGCCACUUCAGUGGAUCACACAUCUUUG
Messenger RNA from Suncus etruscus (white-toothed pygmy shrew), 2725 nucleotides. RefSeq names its product BRCA1 associated RING domain 1 (gene BARD1). Lineage: Eukaryota; Metazoa; Chordata; Mammalia; Eulipotyphla; Soricidae. Bases 1 to 2646 code for a protein of 881 amino acids. The transcript has 13 exons. Gene Ontology annotation, molecular function: protein binding. The record is from RefSeq and is a predicted model, not a curated record.